GGGCUUUUGCUGCAGGUGGGAAAAAACCGGUGCGGGCGGGCGCUUUGCUGCCCUUGGGCCGGCGAAGGCGUUGCUGUCAUGGCGUCUCGCUUCGUCCCUGUGAUCAAGUUCCUGCUCAAAGGAGGCUUAGCGGGAGGCUCCAUCUAUGUGGUCUAUAGCCAAGGGCUCCUUGGUGGAGGGGAAGAAGGGGCCCAGGCCCUCCACAAGGCCAAAGAGGCCCUCCCGCCGGCCCUGGAGGAGUGGGCCAAGUAUUUUGGCUGGCAGUUCCCAGCCAUCCCCAAGACCGACUUUUCCCUCUGCAACACCUGGAACUCGGGGGUCCGGACAGUCAUCGGCGGCCUCUCAGUGGCCCCCACGCGGGCCAGCGAAUAUACCCAGUACGGCUGGAAGUACAUGAAGGAUCUUGUGAAAUGACACCUGCAAUAAAACCCUGUCUGGUCCCCAAGAGGCAGAAUGGCUGAGAGACUUUGAAAGAGCCCUGCCUGCGUUUGAUGCACUAGCAGUCUUCCAUUAAAUAAUAAAAUCAUCCGUUCUUCCACAAA
Messenger RNA from Anolis sagrei ordinatus, 542 nucleotides. It is a transcript of the gene MICOS13, whose product is annotated as mitochondrial contact site and cristae organizing system subunit 13. NCBI's taxonomy places the organism in Eukaryota, Metazoa, Chordata, Lepidosauria, Squamata, Anolidae. The record is from RefSeq and is a predicted model, not a curated record. Gene Ontology annotation, biological process: cristae formation. Gene Ontology annotation, cellular component: mitochondrial crista junction; MICOS complex.